This is a messenger RNA of Chlorocebus sabaeus (green monkey), 4040 nucleotides long. NCBI's taxonomy places the organism in Eukaryota, Metazoa, Chordata, Mammalia, Primates, Cercopithecidae. The record is from RefSeq and is a predicted model, not a curated record.
AGCGGACAGGGCGGCUUCCGGGUUUGGCGGGGACUUUGUCUCUCGCUUCAGUCACAGCUGCAGGUCUCGUCUUACCUGGUCUGUGUCCUCUUCUCGUAGAGGCCCAGCCUCUGUGGCCCUGUGACCUGCAGGCGUUGGGAGAUCCCCAGCUAAGACGCCAGGUCCCCCUGGAAGCCUAGAAAUGAUGGAGUCUUGCUCUGUUGCCAGACUGCAGUGUGGUGGCACGAUCUCGGCUCUCUGCAACCUCCACCUCCCUGCAAUCUCCACCUCCCAGGUUCAAGCAAUUCUCCUGCCUCAGCCUCCUGAGUAGCUGGGAUUAUAGGGACCACUGACAUUUAGGGAUGUGACUGUAGAAUUCUCUCUGGAGGAGUGGCAAUGCCUGGACACUGUUCAGCAGAAUUUAUAUAGGGAUGUGAUGUUAGAGAACUACAGAAACCUGGUCUUCCUGGGUAUUGCUGUCUCUAAGCCAGACCUAAUCACCUGUCUGGAGCAAGGAAAGGAGCCCUGGAAUAUGAACAGACAUGAGAUGGUAGCCAAACCCCCAGUUAUGUGUUCUCAUAUUGCUGAAGACCUUUGGCCGGAGCAAGACAUAAAAGAUUUUUCCCAAAAAGUCAUACUGGGGAGACAUGAUAAAUGUGAACAUGAGAAUUUACAAUUAAGAAAGGGCUGUAAAAGUGUGGAUGAGUGUAAGGUUUGCAAAGGAAGUUAUAAUGGACUUAACCAAUGUCUGAUAACUACCCAGAGGAAAAUAUAUCAAUGUGAUAAAUAUGUGAAAGUCUUCUAUAAAUUUUCAAAUUCAGAUAGACAUCAGAUAAGACAUACUGAAAAGAAAACUUGCAAAUGUAAAGAAUGUGGCAAAUCAUUUUGCAUGCUUUCACAACUAACUCAACAUAAGAGAAUUCAUAUUAAAGAGAAUUCCCACAAAUGUGAAGAAUGUGGCAAAGCCUUUAACAAGUCCUCAGCCCUUACUCGACAUAAGAUGACUCAUACUGGAGAGAAACCCUACAAAUGUGAAGAGUGUGGAAAAGCUUUUAACCGGUCUUCACACCUUACUCAACAUAAGAUAAUUCAUACUAGAGAGAAAUCCUACAAAUGUGAAGAGUGUGGCAAAGCCUUUAACCGGUCUUCACACCUUACUCAACAUAAGAUAAUUCAUAGUAGAGAGAAGCCCUACAAAUGUGAUGAAUGUUGCAAAGCCUUUGACUGGUCCUCAGCUCUCACUACUUUUACUCAACAUAAGAGAAUUCAUACUGGAGAGAAACCCUACAAAUGUGAAGAGUGUGGAAAAGCCUUUAAACAGUCCUCAGCCCUUACUCGACAUAAGAUGAUUCAUACUGGAGAGAAACCCUACAAAUGUGAAGAGUGUGGCAAAGCUUUUAACCGGUCUUCACACCUUACUCAACAUAAGGUAAUUCAUACUAGAGAGAAACCCUACAAAUGUGAAGAGUGUGGAAAAGCCUUUAACCGGUCUUCACACCUUACUAAACAUAAGAGAAUUCAUACUAGACAGAAGGCCUACAAAUGUGAUGAAUAUUGCAAAGCCUUUAACUGGUCCUCAGCUCUUACUACCCUUAUUCAACAUAAGAUAAUUCAUACUGAAGAGAAACCCUACAAGUGUGAAGAGUGUGGCAAAGCCUUUAACCGGUCUUCAUACCUUAUUCGACAUAAGAUAAUACAUACUGGAGAGAAACCCUACAAAUGUGAAGAGUGUGGUAAAGCCUUUAACCAAUCUUCACACCUUACUCAACAUAAGUUAAUUCAUACUGGGGAAAAGCCCUACAAAUGUCAAGAAUGUGGCAAAGCCUUUAACCGGUCUUCACACCUUACUCAACAUAAGAUAAUUCAUACUGGAGAGAAACCCUACAAAUGUGAAGAGUGUGGCAAACCUUUCAAUCGUUUCUCAUACCUUACCAUACAUAAGAGAAUUCAUGCUGGAGAGAACCCCAACAAAUGUGAACAAUGUGGCAAAGCUUGUAACCAUUCCUCAAACCUUACGAAACAUAAUUCAUAAUGGAGAAAAACCCUACAAAUGUGAAGAAUGUGUCAAGGCUUUUAACUGUUCAUCAAUCCUUACUAAACAUAAGGGAAUUCAUAAAAGAGAAGCCCUACAAAUGUGAAGAACGUGGCCUGGCUUCUAACAAAUCUUCAACAUUCACCAAGCACAAAAUAAUUCAUGCUGGAGAUAAACCCUUGAAAUGUGAUGAAUGUGGCAUAGCCUCUACCCAGUUCUCAACUCUUACUAAACAUGAGAACUCAUGUGGAAGAUAAAACCUACGAAUGUGAAGAAUGUGACAAAGCCUUUAAAAGUUCUCAACUCUUAUUACACAUAAUUUAUACUGGACAGAAAUCCUAAAGUGUGAAGAAUGUCACAAAGCCCUUAACAAGUCCUCAAUUCUUAACAUAUAUAAGAUGUUUCAUACUGGAGCGAAACUACAAUCUUGAAUGAUGUCACAGUGCUUUUCUAAACAUAAAAAGAAAAAAAAAUACUAGUGCAAAACUCUAGAAAUAUAAAGAUUGUGAAAAAACUUUUAAAUGGUUUUCACACUUGAUUGCAGGUAAAAUAAUUUAUACUGGAGAAAACUCCAAGUGUGAAGGAUAUAAUUUUUAACCAGUGUUCACAGCUUAUUGUACAGGAAAGCAUUUAUAGUUGAGAAACAGUAUACAAAUAUAAAGAAUGUGGAAAAGUCAUUAAUAAUCUGCUCACAUAUUACACAACAUCAGAGAGUUCAUACUUAAUAAAAGUAUUAUAAAUACAAUUACUUUCAAAUGAUCUGUCAGAAAUAUAAGCCUUUAAAGUGAAGAAGAGUUUAUUCUGAGACAAACAUUACAAAUAUAAAGGGGGUUGUAGUGCUUUUACUUGUAUCAUUUUAUUGUACACAUUUUGUACUAGACAACCCUGAAGCAGUUGCUAAAAUUUUGUUCAGCAUUAGGAAAUUUAUAUUAGAGAAGAAUUCAGCAAAUGUAAUGAAUUUGGAAAAACAUUUUUUCCAUAACUAUAGCUUAGAAAAUGCCAGAGCUCAUACUAAAAUAUACUUUUGCAGAUGCAAUAAAUACAAAGAAAUAUUUAAUUCAAAUUGAGUUUAUAUAAUUAUCAGAGAAUUAACAGUAGAAAUAGCUAAGACACUGACACUUCAGACAUUGCACUAAAUCAGACUGCUGUGUAUAGAAAAUGCAAAACUACUGUUCAUAAGUAGAUUAAUUUUAUAUAACUUUAAAAUGUGUAGACAUUUCUUUGAAAAGUCAUAAUUACACUCAAGUAUACUUUUUUGGUAAAAUCAUAAAACUUUUAAAAAGUAAAUAAUGAUGUAAGUCAACUCUCAAAUUACUUCAUGGUAUUUCUUCAUUUCUGUUGUAUUCACCUGUGAAAGCAUGUGAUUAACUAUUGCUGCAUCAGAGAUAUGAGAGAUACUUUAUUAGGUGGGAAUUACAUAUGACCUCUUCUAUAAAAGAGUAAGGACACUGAAAUGUAAGAUGCAUAGGAAUCUAAGUGAAGAGGCUCUUUGUGGUUAACUUAGUGAUGUAUGAGGUAGCUGUUCAGAGUAAUAUUCUUUCAAGUUAUGAGAGAAAAACAUUUUUAAUUUUAGUUAAAUGUAAGUUAAAAUUAACUAAAAUAGUACCAUAUAAUGUUACUGAUUGUGCUUUUAUGUAAUAAAAUGCAGGACAUUAAAAAAUUUUUAGAUUAUGUGUGGACUUUAUAAUUAAAUAUUUUCUUUUACCACAUUAAGACUAUUGUACAUUCUGGUUGGGCACAGUAGCUCACGCCUGUAAUCCCAACACUUUGGGAGGCUGAGGCAGGCAGAUCACUUGAGGCCAGGAGUUCGAGACCAGCCUGGCCAACAUGGUGAAACCUUGUCUCUACUAAAAAUACAAAAAUUUAGCCAGGCAUGGUGGUGGGUGCUUGUAAUCCCAGCUAUUUGGGAGAUUGAAGCAAGAGAAUCACUUGAACCCAGGAGGCAGAGAUUGCAGAGAGCCAAGAUCACGCCAUUGCACUGGAGUGCAGCCUGGGCAACAAGAGCAAGACCCCGUCUCAAAAAAAAAAA